Messenger RNA from Gastrolobium bilobum, 3006 nucleotides. RefSeq names its product U-box domain-containing protein 4-like. Gene Ontology annotation, molecular function: protein binding; ubiquitin-protein transferase activity. The transcript is spliced from 5 exons. NCBI's taxonomy places the organism in Eukaryota, Viridiplantae, Streptophyta, Magnoliopsida, Fabales, Fabaceae. Gene Ontology annotation, biological process: protein ubiquitination. The record is from RefSeq and is a predicted model, not a curated record. Bases 271 to 2790 code for a protein of 839 amino acids. Gene Ontology annotation, cellular component: nucleus; cytoplasm.
CCUAACCACCCAUAUCUCUUCUCGGGUGGAUCGCAACCGUCACCGGCCUGAAAAUUAAACCACGCCGUUACCUAGCGGCGGCACCAUCCUCGUUGACCGGUGGUCCCAGCUACUUCAGUUGCCGGCGGCUAAAGAAGACGAAGAAAGAAGAAAGAAGAAGAAGAAGAAGAAACGCUUUCCUUCAUUCAUUUUAAGCUCUUUGUUUCAAUCACUUGGCGAAUCGAACUGAAUCCUGGAAGUAGCAGUAUCAGCUUUCACUCCAUUGGUGUUAUGGAGAUAUCAUUGUUGAAAAUGCUUGCUAAUGGCAUAUCCUCAUUUUUGCAUUUAUCAUAUUCUGGAAACAUGAACUCAGAACCUGUCUCAAAGUAUUACCAGAAGGCAGAGGAGAUACUUAAGUUGUUGAAACCAAUCAUUGAUGUGAUUGUUAAUUCUGAGUUAACUACUGAUGAAAUGCUUAAUAAGAUAUUCAAAGAACUUGGUCAUGCUGUUGAUGAAUUAAAGGAGCAUGUUGAGAACUGGCACCUAUUGUCCAGCAAAGUUUACUUUGUUAUGCAAGUUGAACCCUUGAUAUCUAGCAUUCGGACUUCAGCGCUCAAUAUUUUCCAGCAGCUGAAGGCUUCUCAGCAAUGUGUUGGUGAUGAAUUGAGUUCUGAACAUUUAGAGCAUUGUGUUCAGAAACUUAAGCAUUUGGGACAUGAAGAAACCUUAUCAGUCAUUAAGGAAGCUAUUACGGAACAACUGAAAGGUGUAGGACCCAGUGCGGAGGACCUGGCAAAAAUUGCUGAUAGCCUGGGCCUAAGGACUAAUGAGGAGGUUCUGAUUGAGGCUGUGGCCCUUGAAAGGUUGAAGGAGAAUGCUGAACAAACCGAAAAGACUGCAGAAGCUGAAUACAUUGAUCAAGUGAUUGCUGUUGUAAUGCAUAUGCAUGAGCGUCUUGUUAUGCUUAAGCAAGCCCAGAGUAGCAGCCCAGUUCCAGUACCUGCUGACUUUUGUUGUCCUCUUUCUUUGGAGUUGAUGAUUGAUCCGGUGAUUGUCGCAUCAGGGCAAACCUAUGAACGGGCUUUUAUAAAGAACUGGAUUGAUCUUGGGCUUACUGUUUGUCCCAAGACACGUCAGACUCUGGCUCACACCAACCUAAUACCUAACUACACUGUAAAGGCACUAAUUGCAAAUUGGUGUGAAGCAACCAAUGUGAAGUUGGUUGGUCCCACACAGUCCACAAAUUUAAAUCAAGCACCUGUCCUUCAUGGGUAUAUGGAGUCUGGUACAACCAGGGAAUCACCUGUUUUUUCUCAUUCCAGGAGCAACCUGCCAUCGUCACCUGAGUCGGUUCGUUCUCGUUCUUUUAGUUCACCGGGUAAUAACUUAACUUCUGGUGGAAUCCAGCGAGAAGGAACGUCACCUUUGCAUCCCCGUUCAACUUCAGAAGGUUCCUUAAGUGGCAUGGUUAAUGGGCAAUAUAUGGAUCUUGCAAGAAUACCACCUGCAGGUUUAGAUGACAGGUCUGCUAGCUCUGAUGAAAGCAGUAUGGAUUCAGCUGGCCAGCCAUCAAUGUCACCAUCCAGAAUUGAAUCUUCCAGUGCCUUUAGCUCUGAACAAUCUCAAACCCAUGUUAGAGCUGUUUCUGAUUCCAGUGCACUUUCUAUUGCAAAUUUUCCUCAAGAAACACAAGCUGAUGAGAACAAUGCUCCUGGGCUGUCAACAAGUCCAGGCUACAGUAGAGAUGCUUCUGGUGAAUUAAAUCCAGGGCCAGAUGCUGCUGGUGCUGCUGCCAUACCAUCAAUGCAUAGAGAACCUGAGUUCCCACCCCGUUUGAUGGAGGCAAGGUCUCGAAGCCAAGCUAUAUGGAGGCGGCCAUCAGAGAGGCUUGUUCCUAGGAUAGUAGCUUCUCCUGCUACUGAAACAAGAACUGAUCUUUCUGCUAUUGAAACCCAGGUUCGGAAUUUGGUUGAGGGCUUGAGGAGCUCUGAUCUUGAUACUCAGAGAGAGGCAACAGUAGAACUCCGCUUUCUUGCUAAGCACAAUAUGGAUAAUCGAAUUGCAAUUGCAAACUGUGGAGCCAUUAGCAUAUUAGUUGACUUACUUCGAUCAGCUGAUACCAGGAUCCAGGAAAAUGCUGUUACCGCACUUCUCAACUUAUCAAUUAAUGAUAACAACAAAGCUGCAAUCGCAAAUGCUGGUGCAAUUGAUCCUCUGAUUCAUGUGCUUGAGACUGGUAGCCCAGAAGCCAAGGAGAAUUCAGCUGCCACUCUUUUCAGCUUAUCAGUGAUUGAGGAAAACAAGAUAAGCAUAGGGAGGUCUGGGGCAAUUAAACCACUGGUAGAUUUAUUAGGAAAUGGAACCCCUAGAGGGAAGAAAGAUGCUGCUACUGCUUUGUUCAAUUUGUCAAUAUUUCAUGAAAACAAGAAUCGGAUUGUGCAAGCUGGUGCUGUGAAGCACCUUGUGGAGUUAAUGGACCCAGCAGCUGGAAUGGUUGACAAGGCAGUGGCUGUGUUAGCUAAUCUUGCCACGAUUCCAGAAGGAAGAGAUGCAAUUGCUCAUGAAGGAGGGAUUCCUGUUCUUGUUGAGGUUGUCGAGUUGGGUUCUGCAAGAGGAAAGGAGAAUGCAGCAGCAGCUCUUCUACAUCUUUGCUUACACAGGAACAGAUACUUAAGCAUGGUGCUCCAACAAGGUGCUGUACCACCAUUAGUGGCUUUAUCACAGUCAGGUACCCCAAGGGCCAAAGAAAAGGCCCAGGCUCUCCUUAAUCAAUUUAGAAGUCAAAGACAUGGUAAUGCUGGGAGGGGCUGAUUUUGAAUUCCCAACCUCUUUGUGCUAUUCGAAGGUUUUGUAUUAACUCAUAUAGAUCGUCUCUAAUUUUUACAUUACAUGGUGCAAAUAAUGUGUAAAGGUGUUUUGUAUUGUUUUCACUUGCUUGUAAAGGUAAAGAAAAAUGCAUGGAGGAUUGAUUGUGUCCUCUUGUGAAAAACCUUUUUUGUGAUGUAAGAAAAAUUAUACAUGUAACUC